Micromonas pusilla CCMP1545 is the source of this 738-nucleotide messenger RNA. RefSeq lists its product as uncharacterized. The coding region runs from base 1 to 738 and encodes 245 amino acids. NCBI's taxonomy places the organism in Eukaryota, Viridiplantae, Chlorophyta, Mamiellophyceae, Mamiellales, Mamiellaceae. The record is from RefSeq and is a predicted model, not a curated record. The transcript has a single exon.
AUGCCAACCGGACGUAAGAGCAAACCGUUCAUCGAGUGGUGCGCGGAGAACGGGAAGCGCGGCGAGAAGCUCGCCAACGAGUUCCGCGAGGAGCUGCCGACGGAGCUGACGAAAGCGUCGAAAUACAAGGCGAAGUGGAAGUGUUUGAAGUGCAAGCACGUGUGGCGGGCGCAGAUGUGCCACCGCACGAAGAGCGACAAACCCCACGGGUGCCCGAAGUGCGCAAAUCGCAUGUCGCUGAGCAAGACGAACAACUUCCUCUCGUGGUGCGAGAAGAACGGCGAGCUCGGAGAGAAGCUGUCGCGCGAGUACGUCGAUAAGGACAAGCCGCCGACGGCAGUGACGAAAGCGUCGCACUACAAGGCGAAGUGGAAGUGUUUGAAGUGCAAGCACGUGUGGCGGGCGACGGUGAACGACCGCACGAGGAGCGUCAAACCCACCGGGUGCCCGAAGUGCGCGACACAUGCGCCGGCGAGCAAGACGAACAACUUCCUCUCGUGGUGCGAGAAGAACGGCGAGCUCGGAGAGAAGCUGUCGCGCGAGUACGUCGAUAAGGACAAGCCGCCGACGGCAGUGACGAAAGCGUCGCACUACAAGGCGCUGUGGAAGUGUGAGGAGUGCUCUUACGAGUGGCGGGCGACGACGCGCGACCGCACGAGGAGCGACAGACCCAGGGGAUGCCCGGGGUGCAACCCCCUUGGAGAAAACUUCCGCAAGAAGCGUAAGCGCGACGACUAA